Molecule: messenger RNA, 2034 nt
Organism: Perca flavescens (yellow perch)
Lineage: Eukaryota; Metazoa; Chordata; Actinopteri; Perciformes; Percidae
Product: E3 ubiquitin/ISG15 ligase TRIM25-like
Exons: 1
Coding region: 99-1766 (555 amino acids)
Molecular function (GO): protein binding; zinc ion binding
Source: RefSeq, a predicted model, not a curated record
UGUUACAUGCUUUUAUUACAUCAGAGCUGAGACUAGUCUCACUUCUCAGGAAGUGAGACUCAAGACAGUCAGACAGUCGUCAAUGAGCGAGAGGUGAAAUGGCGCAGAAAGGAGUUCAGCUGGACCGGGAAACCUUCUCUUGUUCCAUCUGUCUGGAUCUACUGAAGGAUCCGGUGACUAUUCCCUGUGGACACAGCUACUGCAUGAACUGUAUUAAAAGCCACUGGGAUGAAGAGGAUCGUAAGUACAGCUACAGCUGCCCUGAGUGCAGGCAGAGCUUCACACCGAGGCCUGUCCUGCUGAAAAACACCAUGUUAGCAGAUUUAGUGGAGGAGCUGAAGAAGACUGGACUCCAAGCUGCUCCUGCUGAUCACUGCUAUGCUGGAGCUGAAGAUGUGGCCUGUGAUGUCUGCACCGGGAGAAAACUCAAAGCACACAAGUCCUGUCUGCAAUGUCUGGCUUCUUUCUGUGAGAAACACCUUCAGCUUCAUUAUGAAUCAGCUCCAUACAAGAAACACAAGCUGGUGGAGCCGUCCAAGAAGCUCCAGGAGAACGUCUGCUCUCGUCAUGAUGAGGUGAUGAAGAUUUUCUGCCGUACUGAUCAGCAGCUUAUCUGUUAUCUCUGCUUAAUGGAGGAACAUAAAGGCCACGACACAGUGUCUGCUGCAGCAGAAAGGACUGAGAGGCAGAAAAAGCUCGAGGGUAGUCGACAGACCAUCCAGCAGAGAAUCCAGGACAGAGAGAAAGAUGUGAAGCUGCUUCAACAGCAGGCGGAGGCCAUCGAUCGCGCCGCCGAUAAAGCAGUGGAGGACAGCGAGAAGAUCUUCACCGAGCUGAUCCGUCUCCUGGAGAAAAGAAGCUCUGAUGUGAAGCAGCAGGUCAGAUCCCAGCAGAAAAGAGAAGAGAGUCGAGUCAGAGAGCUUCAGGAGAAGCUGGAGCAGGAGAUCACUGAGCUGAAGAGGGAAGACGCUGAGCUGAAGAAGCUCUCACACACAGAAGAUCACAGCCAGUUUCUACAUAACUACCCCUCACUGUCACCACUCAGCCAAUCAGCAUCCAGCAUCCAUAUCCGUCCUCUGAGCUGCUUUCAGGACGUGACAGCAGCCGUGUCAGAAGUCAGAGAUAAACUACAGGACGUCCUGAGAGAGAAGAGGACAAACGUCUCACUGACAGGGACUGAAGUGGACGUUUUACUGCCACAACCAGAGCCCAAGACCAGAGCUGGAUUCUUAAAAUAUUCACGUGAAAUCACACUGGAUCCAAACACAGCAAACACAUAUCUGUUAUUAUCUGAGGGGAACAGGAAAACUACAGUCAUGAGUCAACAUCAGUCUUAUUCUAGUCACCCAGACAGAUUCACUGACAGGUUACAGGUCCUGAGUAGAGAGAGUCUGACUGGAUGUUGUUACUGGGAGGCGGAGAGGAGAGGAGGAGUUUCUGUAGCAGUCGCAUACAAGAAUAUCAGCAAAGCAGGGUGGUCGGAUGAAUGUAGAUUUGGACGAAAUGACAAAUCUUGGGCGUUAGAUUGUUACAACAAUAGUUAUACAUUUUGGUACAACAAUGUCCAAACUCCCGUCUCAGGUCCUGAGUCCUCCAGAGUAGGAGUGUACCUGGAUCACAGUGCAGGUAUUCUGUCCUUCUACAGCGUCUCUGAAACCAUGACUCUCCUCCACAGAGUCCAGACCACAUUCACUCAGCCCCUCUAUGCUGGACUAAUGGUUUUUUCUUCUCUUGGAGCCUCUGCUGAGUUGUGUAAACUGAAAUAGACAGAAGUCAUUUAAGGGUUAAAUUCUGUCAUUCUGAGUCAUUUUUUUAUUUAAAAAAAGGAAAACUCUAAAUUGCAGCUUGUUAAAUGAGAAUAUUUUCUGGUUCCUUCACUCCUCAAGGGUUUUUUCUGCAUUUCGAUGCUUUUUUCAUUUUUUGACGCAUUCAAGGCUUUUGUUGAUGGUUUUUGAUACAUUUUCAAUGUUUUUUUUAAGGUGGUUUUUAUUGAAAGCUUUUUGAUGCUCGCUUGCUACAACACACACCCACCCA